UAACUAUUUCUAUAAAUAAACUCCUCGCCCGGAAGUUGGAUUCUCGUCGAGAAGAUGAAAACAACAAGGCCGUAGGCUAGGUCAUCGUACUGUAGCUUUUGGUAGGCCUCGUCGUAAAGUAGAUCAAGAGGCUAGAGCUAGAUCUAGAUCUAGAACAUUGGUGAAUUGUAUGCUGACUGCAGGAGCGAGAUCAAGAUUGUCAGCUUCUCAGUUUUUCUCUGUUGAAGCCCAAGGCUGGCGCUUUACCUCAAAUUGUGAUGAGCUCUGUAGAAAAGCCUUGUGGGGGAACGACAGCUUGGCAUGAUGAGUUCAGCAGACAUUUUACCGUUUGAUCAUCAGUUUGUCCUGGGAAAGUCCCCAUAUUUUCUUCAUGACCUUGAAGAUGUUCUUAGUUACGAAGAGGAAAAUGAUUUUGGUAGUCACAAUGAAAAUUUCUUAGAUUAUGAGGUAAACGAUGUGGAAGGUUCAACCUCUCUUUUAUCAGUGGAUCCCCCUGAUGAAACCACGAAAAAAAAAGUUAAAUUAAAGGAAUUUCAAGCAAGCUUGGAGCAUGGACAAGAUUCACUACCUGUCAGUAGUAAUAUGUAUAGCUCGAGCUCUGUCAGACAGCCUGAUAUUUUAAAAAGUGUCAAAAGAAAACAACCAUCUAAAGCUAGUUGUGUAAGAAGAAAGAAAACUGAAUCCCAGCCAAAGAAAAAAGCACAUUCGAAGAGAAAGGGAAAGAAGACAAAGACAGUAUCUGAGAGACAAAACGACGACAAAGUAAAAGCUAAUAAUAGUAAGGUCAAACAGAGCAAUUUGUCCGAAAAGUCUUGCCAGAAACCUAUGGUUUUGACUGAGGAGACUGACCUUAUUUUAGAACACAACAGAUCACAGCAAGCUUCAGGGUUGAAGAAACCCUUAGCCAUCCAGUCAGUGCCCGCUGCUUCUGCUGACUUGUCAGUUUCUGUUGUAACAACGUGUGCACCUUCUACCACAUCAGUCUUGUUAGCAAUGAUGGGGGAGGCUGUCAGUGCACCAAAGUAUACUUCUUCUGCAUCGGACUCUGUGUCCCCCUUUGACAUUCCCAGCUGCCCCACUCGCAGCUCAUGGCCUAUGCUGAGAGAGCUCAUCUCCAGUCCAACACAGGCCACAGUGUCUAUAAGCCGAGCACCUAGGCAGACACUGAGUACUGUUCACAUGGAGCCCCUCGCAGUAGAGGAACCAGCUCCGAGUGUGGUGUCUAAAUUGGAAAAGGAAAUCAAGUGUGUUUGUAAGUUCAACAAAGGUAAACCAUGCUGGCUGCUCUUUGAUGAGGAAAGGCUUCGUAAAGAACGACUACAUCACCUCAAACUAAAACGAGAGUCGCUGGACCUGGUUAUUUUGGCGAAGAUUGCUGCCAACAUCAACCGGGAAGAAAAAGUGAAGAAGAGUCAAAAGCGGGAGAGACAGAGAUGCAGAUUGUGUUAUUAUCAUGAAAGUAAAAAAAUUUGUCGUGAGACUUUCCUGUUCAUUCAUGGCAUCUGUAAAGGAAGGCUGUGUGCCCUGAUGAAACAUUACAAACAAGAAGGCAUUAGUGCUAGAGUUCAUGGGAACAAAGCUAACAUUCCACAUCAUGCUCUUUCUAAUGAUGACAGUGAGAGAGUGCUUGAUUUCAUCAAGGAAUAUGCUAACAAACAUUGUGUAUCUCCUUUUGGUCACACCUCGGGCAGCAAGACAAGCAGAGGCCUGGUGGUCAUGUCCCCCUCUCAGUCCAAAUUGUAUGUCCAUCACAAGUACAAACUAUGGUGUGCCAAGAACAGCUUGAGAGCUGUAUCUCUUAGGUCUUUUCAGAACUUGUGGGGCAAGCAUCUCCCAUAUAUUGUGGUGCUGAGAGGAAGCAACAAAGUGCCUGUUCCUGAGCCGGGCUCAGAGGCAGCAAUUCAGGAACUUAAUGAGAACUCUAUUGCUGACUCCUCUGACCCUUUACCUUCCAGUUGUGAGCCUGCUGUCUUGGGAGAUAGUGCCACUCUUGCUGCUGAAACAUCUUCUGAUUCUGUAAUUGAUGAUUCUAAUAUUUUGAAAAUUCCUAGUAUUUCCACUUACAGCACAGACAAUAAGAAGAACGAUACUGACAGCACUGAUUCGGGUGAUGAGAUUUUUUAUAAUAGUAAGAAAAAUAACAAACGGAAAGCUUUCCCACCCCGCAAGAUAGAUUCUUUUGAAAGCUUUCAGUUGGCACCGAUGAGCACACAAGACCUAAGCUCACACCAGCUGUUUGACACACGACACAUUCCGAUGCAGAGUGAUUCUGACGUUGCCCCAGGGCUAAAUGACCGGGCUGAUGAUGAUAUGAAUCACACACUUGAUGCGAAGGCAUCAAGUCAUCAAAGUGAAAAAGAAGGCGUUUUUCAGCAACACUCGGCUUUCAGCAGUGACCCUCUCAUUCCAACUUGCACAACUGCUGCAGCCACGACCCAAGUCCUCCAUCAUCCGUCCGAAGUGGCCAUGGGUUUUCACAGCUGCUCCAGUAACCCAGUGAUGCUGGCUUCGAACAGAGAUGUCUUGUGUGCCUACGUCAGCAAGUCCCCAGUACAUGUUGAUGUUGUGAAGACAUCCAGCAUACACCCAGCUUUUUACAUCCAGCAAAAUCCACAGCUGUUUGACACUUUCUCCAUGCAAGGAGCAGACAGACUAGGGGUGACUUUGGCCACCCCCAAUGGACUAUCAGAUCCAUCACAGACAGUGCUACUACCGUCCCACCAAACUUCAGAACUUCAUGAUGUGCAUCCACUGGACUGGCAAACAUGGCAGUCUUUCUGAUCCAAGCUUUAGACAUGAACGAAUAUUGGAAAAUGUUUUUCUGUGCCUAUUUCAUUCUGCUGCGGAUUGGUGAUGGUAAUGUAGAUGCUUUUUAAUAGCUUUUUUUCCCUGUUCCUCAGACAUGUGUCAGGUCAUGGAGGGAUCAUUUUUUUGGACAUACUGUUGAACAUGUGUAAGACAUAAUGGCAAGGGAGCCAGAAAAAAAUUUUGUCUUAGGCAGGGGUAUUAGG
Aplysia californica (California sea hare) is the source of this 3011-nucleotide messenger RNA. RefSeq lists its product as uncharacterized. Lineage: Eukaryota; Metazoa; Mollusca; Gastropoda; Aplysiida; Aplysiidae. The record is from RefSeq and is a predicted model, not a curated record. The transcript is spliced from 2 exons. Bases 301 to 2781 code for a protein of 826 amino acids.